Messenger RNA from Cygnus olor (mute swan), 2397 nucleotides. RefSeq names its product cullin 4A (gene CUL4A). Gene Ontology annotation, biological process: protein ubiquitination; DNA damage response; ubiquitin-dependent protein catabolic process. Gene Ontology annotation, cellular component: Cul4A-RING E3 ubiquitin ligase complex. The record is from RefSeq and is a predicted model, not a curated record. The coding region runs from base 88 to 2376 and encodes 762 amino acids. The transcript is spliced from 20 exons. Lineage: Eukaryota; Metazoa; Chordata; Aves; Anseriformes; Anatidae. Gene Ontology annotation, molecular function: ubiquitin protein ligase binding.
AGGAGGAGGAGGGAGCGGAGGCGGGGACCAGGCGGCCCAGCCCAGCCCAGCGCCUUGCCCCGGCCGGACACGGCGCCCGGGGCGGAGAUGGCGGACGAGCCGCAGAAGAAGCCGCACUUGUCGGCCCUGGUGGGGCACACUAACGGGCUCACCAAGCCCGCCUCGCUCGCCGCCACCACCGCCGGCAGCCGGGCGGGAGGCGCCCCCGCCCCGUCCAAGAAACUGGUCAUCAAGAACUUCAGAGAAAGGCCCAAGCUGCCCGAUAACUACACGCAGGACACCUGGCAGAAACUUCACGACGCCGUGGGAGCGAUCCAGAGCAGCGUUUCCAUCAAGUACAACCUCGAGGAGCUCUACCAGGCUGUUGAAAAUCUCUGUUCUUACAAAGUCUCUGCUACACUGUACAAACAGCUGCGACAAGUCUGUGAAGAUCAUGUGAAAGCACAAAUUCUUCAGUUUAGAGAAGAUUCUCUGGAUAGUCUUUUAUUUUUAAAGAAGAUAAAUAAAUGCUGGCAAGAUCAUUGCAGACAAAUGAUCAUGAUCAGAAGCAUUUUCUUAUUUCUGGAUCGCACAUACGUACUGCAGAAUUCAAUGCUUCCUUCUAUAUGGGAUAUGGGGCUAGAGUUAUUUAGAAACCAUGUCAUUAGUGAUAAGCAAGUUCAAAACAAGACUAUUGAUGGAAUCCUUCUGCUGAUUGAACGAGAGCGAAGUGGUGAAGCUGUGGACAGAAGUUUGCUGCGAAGUUUGUUGAGCAUGCUGUCUGAUCUGCAGGUUUACAAGGAAUCCUUUGAACAGAGGUUUCUGGAAGAGACAAAUUGUUUAUAUGCUGCAGAGGGCCAAAGAUUAAUGCAAGAAAGAGAGGUUCCAGAAUAUCUUCACCAUGUUAAUAAACGUUUAGAAGAAGAAGGAGACAGAGUGAUAACAUACUUAGACCACAGCACACAGAAACCACUGAUAGCUUGUGUGGAGAAACAGCUACUAGGAGAACACUUAACAGCUAUCUUGCAAAAAGGACUUGAUAACCUGCUUGAUGAAAACAGAAUAUCAGACUUGACCCAGACGUACCAGCUGUUCAGCCGGGUAAAAGGGGGGCAGCAGAUCCUUUUGCAACAUUGGAGUGAAUACAUCAAGAACUUUGGGACAACAAUAGUGGUUAAUCCUGAAAAGGACAAGGAUAUGGUGCAAGAGCUACUAGAUUUUAAGGAUAAAGUGGACCAUAUCAUAGAAGUGUGCUUUCAGAAAAAUGAAAAAUUUAUAAACUUGAUGAAGGAGUCCUUUGAAACAUUUAUCAACAAGAGACCAAAUAAGCCUGCAGAAUUGAUAGCAAAAUAUGUGGAUUCCAAGUUAAGAGCUGGUAAUAAAGAAGCGACAGAUGAAGAGUUGGAAAGAAUCCUUGACAAAAUCAUGAUCAUAUUUAGAUUUAUUCAUGGUAAAGAUGUGUUUGAGGCAUUCUAUAAGAAGGACUUGGCCAAAAGACUGCUGGUUGGAAAAAGUGCAUCAGUAGAUGCUGAGAAGUCCAUGUUGUCAAAGCUUAAACAUGAAUGUGGGGCUGCUUUUACCAGCAAACUGGAGGGCAUGUUCAAGGACAUGGAACUGUCAAAAGAUGUCAUGGUUCAGUUUAAGCAGUAUAUGCAGAACCAAAGUGACCCAGGAAAUAUAGACCUGACAGUAAAUAUAUUAACUAUGGGAUAUUGGCCAACUUAUACACCCAUGGAAGUCCACUUAAAUUCAGAGAUGAUAAAGCUUCAAGAGGUGUUUAAAACCUUUUAUCUAGGAAAACACAGUGGUCGAAAGCUUCAGUGGCAGACCACUCUAGGGCAUGCUGUCCUGAAGGCAGAAUUUAAGGAAGGAAAGAAAGAAUUUCAAGUAUCGCUCUUUCAGACAUUAGUGCUGCUUAUGUUCAAUGAAGGAGAUGAAUUCAGUUUUGAAGAAAUUAAAAUGGCCACAGGUAUAGAGGACAGUGAAUUAAGAAGAACCUUGCAGUCUUUAGCUUGUGGGAAAGCGCGAGUAUUGAUUAAAAAUCCAAAGGGCAAGGACGUCGAAGAUGGAGACAAAUUCAUCUUUAAUGGUGAUUUCAAGCAUAAGUUGUUUAGAAUAAAGAUCAAUCAAAUCCAGAUGAAAGAAACAGUUGAGGAACAGGUUAGCACAACUGAAAGAGUAUUCCAAGACAGACAAUAUCAGAUUGAUGCUGCUAUUGUACGAAUAAUGAAGAUGAGAAAGACUCUCGGUCAUAAUCUUCUUGUUUCUGAAUUGUAUAAUCAACUGAAAUUUCCAGUGAAGCCUGGAGACUUGAAAAAGAGGAUCGAGUCUCUCAUUGACAGGGACUAUAUGGAGAGAGACAAAGACAACCCCAAUCAGUACCACUAUGUUGCAUAAUGGAGAGGAAAUACUUUUAUU